Molecule: messenger RNA, 1559 nt
Organism: Effrenium voratum
Lineage: Eukaryota; Dinophyceae; Suessiales; Symbiodiniaceae
Source: the annotation of a GenBank genome assembly
CAGCACGAGAGCCUCUCGUACCUGGUCUUCGAUGCCCUCGCCAUGUGUCCGGAGUUGCGGGAGGUAUGCCGCAGCAUCCAGGCCUUCCACGAGGACCUGGACAAAGACGGGGGCGAUGCCCUGUCCGCGGCCUUUCAGAUGCCAGGAAUCCUUUGCAGAGCCCCGGAGUACGCCGAUGGCAUUAUGCAGAUCAGCCGGAGCUUGAUGUGGGGCAAGGCCAUCGUCGAAGAGACUGCAGCAGACCUGGCGGCCAGCAGUUCCUGGGAGCAGCUGGCCGAGAGCUGCAGGCAGAGCCGCGUGCUCGCGCUGGUGGCGGACCAGCCCUUGGAGCACUGGGCCUGGAGGAACCAAGACCGGGUUCUGCUGAACGGCCUACAGCCGCUGCCAGCGCUGACGCCGCGCGAGUCCAUGGGCUUGUCGCCCGAGGAGCCCUUGAGGCAAAGCCCCCGCUGGCUCACCUCCUUCGCCAGCUCCUGGGGCUGCCCAAGGCAGCCGAGACCCGCACCGCGAGAAGGCUGCGGAGCCGCCGAGCGGCUCCUUUGCGAGGCCUUGGACGAAGCCCCAGCGCAGCUGUCGCUGUCGGCGCGGCUGCUGCACGUGCUACAGCUGGCCCUCAAGGGGGAGGAGGAGCGGGUGACUGAGUCACUGGGCGCAGCCAAAGCGGCGCUGCAGGCGCUGAAGCUCCCGGACCUGGGCACCUGCGCCGCGGAGGCGGCCGAGGCCUCGGAGGAGGAGGCGCUGCGGAAGGCGCUGCGGAGGUUCCAGCAGGCCUGCGGCUUCACGGCCUGCGAGUUGCUGGCGAAGCGAACUGAGGCAUGGCCAGAGGCGACUGCCAGCCUGGAAGCCCUCACCUCCGCCUUCGGGCGCGUUGCCGCGCGCCUCGCCGCCUUUGCCCCGCCCCCGCGCGACGAGAGCGGCGAGAGCGGCGGAUCGCCGAAGGUCUGGGCGCUGGGCUCCAGCGGGGUGCCGGUACUCACCACGCUGCUCAGCUGUCUGAACCUCUUGCUGCCAGUGGUGCUGCACCUGACAAACGCUCUGCCCAAGAGCGGGAAGAAGGCCAAGGCAGGGGACCCCCUGCACGACACACGCCUGGCGUUGAGGGACCUGCUGCAGGCGCUGCAGCGCUUCCUCACUGAGGUCCCCGAGUCCGCCGAAGCUUCUGCCGCGGCGGCGGAGGUCCCGGGCGCCGGGGCGGUGGCCGAGGCACUGAAGUGCGUGGAGGACUUCCACGCGCAGCGAAGAGAGCUCGAGGUGGCGAUGCUGGAUGCGCACCAGAAGCAGAUCAAGAGCUUGGGCGAGCUUAUGGCACAGCGCGUGCAGCUCCUGAAGUCCAAAGCUUUCAAGCCGUAGAUUCCAUUCGCACGCGUCUUGACUGGAUGGGUGUCCGUAGCUGGAUGGCCUUGCCAAGUUUAGAGUGGCCACAGCUGGUUUGUCAGAGUUCUGGCAUGGGCUGUUUGGUUUGCGCAAACAGCCUCGAUUGUGGCUGCUGGGCGGCUGAGCCGCCGCCGAUAAUGCCUGGAGUGAAUAACUCGCCGAAUGGAUAAAGCAGGACAGGCUUU